AGUGCGCAUACACUAUUAUUUCCAGGGCGUGUGUUGGUGUUGGGCGGAAAGUUAGAAUACAUUUCUUCUCUCGGCUAAACACUAUUUAAAAAUGUGAACCUAAUGAUGAAAUAGAACGCGGCUGGAUUAUUUUACCAUGAAUGCACUUUCAAGUGUUUUUCCCGUCUGACUGGCAAUAAAAAAUUGUUUGACCAAGCUCGCCAGAAUUUCAUCAGUGUGACACCAACGUCAAAUUCUUUCAACAUAAAGAAAAGCGCCAGAUGGAGAUGGAGGCGCCAGCUGAGGACGACAUGCCUGGGGUCUUUCCUCGUGGACUUGCUCUACCCCAAAGUGGGAAUGGGCACCCUGAUGAAGAAUCCCUAGUGAAGGAAAGUAAUCAUUCGAAAUACGAACACACAUACUCGAAUCCUAUGUUCAGUGGAUCGGACUACGAGCCAGGAGCGAGCGAAUGUGAUGACGAGGGUGCCCGUGUAAACUUCGAGACGGCGGACUCUAUAGAUCUGGAACCAGACUAUGAUCUAGAUGAUUGCGCGGAAGAAGAGGAGGAAGACGAUCAACUUCCGGCGAAUGACAGAAAACCUACAUCCACCAAGCGGAGAGAUUUGUGGGACGUUUUCCAAGUUGUACAGAAGGACAACUCGGAUCUGUGUGGAGACGAGUUCUGGCAGAGUGUUCGCCGGGUUGUCAAGGUGAUCCUCUCAGUCUUCAUGUUCGCUGUGGUUGUGUGCUCGGCCGUCACCAGCAAACUCUGCCUCUUCCUCAUCGUUGGGUACAUUUCAGACAACACCCGAUUUACAUGUGUAAAUAACACAUGCGUCCGGUCGAACAGUGACGGCGAUUGGGCCCUCCCCCAGUCCAAGCAAAUGAUAUGGGUCUGGGCAAUGCUGAUAUGCGUUUGUGGCAUUUACUUCUUUGAAUUCAUCCGCGGUUUUUGGGUAUUCUGUUUUAAAAAAGUGAAGUACCCUAAAAGAACAACGCUUUUAUUGUGGCUGCUACAGGAAACCCUCAAGUCUGUCGGUGUAUUUAUAUUUGUUUUCGUGACAUUGCCGGCGUAUGAUGUAGUGCGCGGUGUAUGGCUCACAUUUGGGGUAGCCACCAUACCAGCGCUUUUAAAGCUCUUUGAGAAAAAUGAAGUGGAUGUUCCCGAUGCAUCUGGCCACUCCGACUCCGAGAAAUUACCAUCUGUCAAGAGGACAACAAUCGUGUUUAAGGUUUUUGACACCCUUGCCUUUUUGGCCCAACUGUCGGUACUUUUCUUGUGGCUGAUAUCUGAUCUCCUACAGGAGGAUUUCUCUUUUGCGAAAGCCCUUCUGCCGGUUGCACUUACGCUGACGUCAAUUGGGUGGUGGGAGAAUUACGUUACUGAAAACACGUCAUUUGUAGUUCUCGGUGAGUCGAUACGAAGCCUAAAGAAGGACUUUAACAGGUGUAGAGUUAUCCUGACAACGUUGUCCAGUUUUUGGAGCAUCAUAGCUACGCUGAUUUACAUCUCUGUGUACUUCGCCUGGAGGAACCAAGAGUGCGUUGACGUCUUGUAUUUUCAGAAAGCAGAGGCGGACGAUUGCUUCGGGGUCCGGCUCAAUAGCACCAAGACGAUGACGUCAGCGCAGAUAGAUGCCCAGAUGGGGCACGAUCACUUCUGGAUCGCCAUUGUGCAGGUGCUAAGCGCCGGCCUCUGCUACACCUUCGUGAAAACGGCCUGCAAAAUCAUGUUGCAGCGCAUCAGCUUUUCCCUUCCCCUAAUGCUGGUCACGCCCAUAACGUUCAUCAUCCUUGCUGGGCUCUGCUUUCAGUGGCACAGCGUUGUGGAAUACUUAUUUGACCUGUCCAUUAUGCCGUCGUUACUGUUCUGGCACUGUGACGCCAGCCGUGGAAACUCCACUUUCGUGGACUUCACCGCUAGUUACACCACGGAUUACUACAUGCCUGUUGUUGUUGUCUGGUGGCUCUCUCUCGUCUGGCUUACCUGGCACGUAUGGAAACCUAAAAUGGAGCGUUUGGCCAAAACGGAAAAGUUAUUUGUGCGGCCGCUCUACUGUGGGGUGUUUCUGGAGCAGUCGUUGUUGUUGAAUCGAAGACGAGAUGAGCAGUAUUAUAAAAAGCUAGAGCGUGAUGAACACAAGAGAAUAGCGCCUGUAGAUUCGGUGAGAGGACUGACGGAGACAAAUCCCCUGGACCCGAGCACCGUGCGGACAGAAUACACGCCCAUGAUUUACAUCUGCGCCACAAUGUGGCACGAGUCAGAGAAUGAGAUGAUACAGGUGCUUAAGUCUAUAAUGAGGCUGGAUGAGGAUCAGAGUGCCCGGAGGAAUGCCACGACUGCUCUCGGGGCAAAAGAUCCAGAUUAUUACGAGUUUGAAGCACAUAUAUUUUUUGACGACGCUUUUGACGCUCAUACGGACUCCGAGUUCACGUACAGAGCAAAUGGAUUCGUCCGGAUGAUGGUCCGAGUUGUCGACGUUGCUGUGCAAGCCAUCCACGGCAUCGUUGACAUGGUGCUCAGGCCACCAAUCAAGACCCCAACCCCAUAUGGAGGUCGCCUAGAGUGGACUCUACCUGGCGGUAACAAAUUGGUGGCCCAUCUGAAAGACAAAGUUAAAAUAAGACACAAGAAACGCUGGAGUCAGGUCAUGUACAUGUAUUAUUUCUUGGGUCAUCAACUUAUGGACGUGAAAACCCUGAGCUACAAACAGAAGCAGCUGCGCGCUGAGAAUACAUUCUUGUUAGCUUUGGACGGCGAUGUGGACUUCAACCCCUCCGCCAUUCAGCUUCUCGUGGACCGGAUGAAGAAAGACAGCCGUGUGGGCGCUGCCUGUGGAAGGAUUCAUCCGAUAGGAGCUGGGCCCAUGGUCUGGUACCAGAAGUUUGAGUAUGCAGUCAGCCAUUGGCUGCAAAAGUCAACAGAGCAUAUGAUUGGCUGUGUUCUCUGCAGUCCCGGAUGUUUCAGCUUGUUUCGUGGCUCCGCUCUAAUGGAUGACAAUGUGAUGAAGCGUUACACAACAACGGCCACAGAGGCCAGCCAUUACGUCCAGUACGACCAGGGUGAGGACCGCUGGUUGUGUACCCUCCUCCUCCAGCAGGGCUACCGUGUGGAGUACUGCGCAGCCUCAGACGCUUACACGUACGCCCCGGAGGGCUUCAGCGAGUACUUCACACAGCGCAGGCGCUGGACACCGUCCACCAUGGCCAACAUCCUCGACCUCCUACUAGAUUGGAAAAACGUGAUUCGUAUGAACGAGAACAUCUCGUGCCUGUACAUCAUGUACCAGGGUUUCAUGAUGGGCUCGUCCAUCGUCACCCCUGGCACCGUGUUUCUUCUCAUCUCAGGGGCAAUCAGCAUAGCCCUCCCGACAUUCAGCCUUGAAGUUUCACUUACUCUCAACUUCCUCCCCAUCGCCAUCUUCUUUGCCCUGUGCUUCUUAGCGAAGGGGGAUGUACAGUUGACGUAUGCCGCCAUAUUGUCCGUGCUCUACUCCCUCGUCAUGAUGCUCGUCAUUGUUAGCCUAGUUAUCCAGGUUAUUGACGACGGAUUGUGCUCUCUGACAACCAUCUUCCUUAUCUUUGUGGUGGGAACAUUUUUUCUGGCCGCCAUUCUUCACCCUCAAGAAAUUUACUGUUUUCCUUUCGGUCUGCUCUACUUUUUGGCCAUUCCCAGCAUGUCGAUGUUGUUGAUGAUUUACUCUCUCUGCAACCUUAACGUGGUCUCGUGGGGGACAAGGGAGGUAAAACAAGCUCCUAAGACAGAUGUCGCUGGCCAGGCGCCUGUGCAAACCAGAAAAAAGGGGCUCCUAGACAAUAUCUUGUCCACAAUUGCUAAAACUCCUUCAUCGGAAAGCGACUAUGCUGUGUCGUUCGGAAAUUUGUGCAAAUGUUUGUGUUGUCCCAGGCAAACCAACAGGCAUAAAACGGCUCUUGAGGCCAUCAACGAUCGCUUAGAUUAUAUCGAAGGUCACCUGAUGGAUCUGAAACACGGCAAAGACUCAGACAGUUGCAGUGUCUCCAUGGGCAUCAUCAAAAUGGACGACGCUGACAAAGUUUUUGAGGGAGAUGAGGAUAAAAAGAAUCCGUUGUUUGAAGAGAGCCGUCCAGUAUGGCGAGACGAACUGAUUGAUCCCUAUUGGAUCCACGACUCAGGACUCGGAGAAGGCAAAGUCAAGCACCUGGACAAUUCAGAGAUAUCGUUUUGGCGACAGCUGCAAGAGAAAUACCUAGCGCCUUUGUUAAAUGACCCUGACGAGCAAAAGAGAGUGUCAGAAGAGCUGAAGGAACUGAGAAACAAAGUCUGCCUAUUCUACUUUCUUCUGAACGCCAUCUAUGUCGUCAUCAUCGUGACGUUACAGUACGUCCAGACGUCACAAGGUUUGCUGAGAGUGAACGCUACCUGUUACAUUUACGGGCCGGAGCAUCCCGAAGAAAUGAUGAUCGAGCCUCUCAGCGUUAUGUUCAUGGGCGUCUUCGGUUUGUUACUCUUCAUCCAGUUGCUGGCGAUGUUGUUCCAUCGUUUGUCCACCUUCCUUCAUAUCAAUGCUGCCACAAAGCUAAGCCACCGUAAAGACAAAGACGAUACCGCCAGGAAAAUACAGAUCGCUAGGCAGCUCCAGAUGCUGCACGACGCGGAAGACGAUGACGCCACGUCGGUGGUUACGGAGGGCUCUGGUCAGAAGAAAGGCGGGAGGAUCGUGCGGCGUCUUGCGAAAAGGCAACGUCGGCGACAGUUGACGCAUGGAACAUUACGAGCCAGAUUCAUUUCCAACAUCCACAAGGUGAUAACCACCAUGGAAGAUGAAGGGCAUACCACAAGGCCUCUGCCGAAAGGUAGGUUUACACGCCGGACAAAUAACAAGUUUCAGAACGCCGUAAAUCUGCUGAAAGAGGAGAAAGAGGCAACGGAAAGACUCCGUCAAAUUGUCAACUUCAUGAGGAUGCUAUCUGCAAAUACACAAAAUGAGAGAAACUUGCCUCUACCUAAAAGAAGGUGGCUUAAGGCUUACAGAAAAGUUAAGCAAUUAAACCGGGAGGCCAAAACAUCGCCAGGAGUAGGUGAGGGUCGUUUGCACACUAGGGGAAAUAACGUUCAUGGAGAGCUUGAAUACCAGUCGACCUAUGGAGACAACGAGGAGAUUCCGUUAGGGGGAGAUGCUGGUAGUGUAUGUUAUAGGGAUCUGCGAGAAUCAAAAUCCCAUGAACUGACCAGCAGCGAGGAUGUCGUGAGGGGGCGAGGUUUGGUACAAAGGUUGCGGCAUGGCGGCAGGCCUGUCGGUGACAGCUACAUGAUAAAUUCGAUGGCUACAGUCCAUGGGUCAGAACCAGAAACUAGAGCAACCGCAAUGUUUGACGAAAACAACGAAGCCCUGUAUUAAAAUAUCAGAGAAAUGCAUGGAAUGUCCAAAUCGUUUAGCAAAACAAAACACCAAUAAGUUUCAACAAGAGCAACCUCAACGAACAUAACGACUCUCCGUAUUGAGGUAUUGGAGACAUGCAUGGAAUACCAAAAUCGUAGCACUGUAGUGAAAAGGGAAACCAAAAGUAAAAAAAAAAUGACAAACCAAUAUCUAAGGUGAGGGUUACGUUUAACUGUCUCUUUGUGAAGUUAUAUAAGUGGCGUUAACAAUGACUUUCUGCACUUAACAACCAAUCAAAGUCAGCCAGUCUCAAAUGAAACGAAGAUGUGACAUGAAAGAUGAUACAACACUCUUAGUGCCUGUGCUGAAAAUAUGAUUUAUAACAAAAUGGGUCUCAUCAUGUCGCAGAGCCUAGUGUGGUGCAGCAGAUUAUGGUAGCAAUUUAUUGAAUAAAUAUAUACGAAACGGCGAGUUGGAAGUGACCAUAUAUGCUAGAUAUGUAAUGUGUAAUCUGUGUGAUAUCGGUGGUAGCGUCCGUUUAGCGUUUUGUUUCCGGAACACUGGUAAUCUGGAAACAAGAGGAGGUCUCUCGUUAUAUUAUAUCCAACUCUACUGAACAACAUAUAAAACCAGUGCCCUAAAAAAUUCAGAUCUUUUGAUACAUAUAGUAUAGAAAUAAUUGAUGGACUAUAUAUUUUAUCAUCCCAUCUGCUUAAAUCGUUUGUAUUAAAGGUAAUGCAGUUUUAAAUAGUCUUUCAUCUGAAGUACAUAUCAAUUUAAAGACUAUUAAAAAUUGUCCAGGAAAAUAGUUGCAUUUAUUUUUGUUUUUAGAAUAUUUCUAACCUAGUAAAACCGUCUUAAAAGAUUACAUUCUACGGUGUCUGUUGUGUCCCAAAACGUAUUGGCUACGUUAUAUCUGUACUUUUUGCCUGACCUAAUUCGUUUCAAGGUCAAAUCGGGAAAUGCAUUCGAACAUCCAUAUGUAUAUGCAUUUUGAAUAAUGAAAUGUAGCAGUUUAAUGUGUGUUAAGUAGCAAAAACCUCAGAAAAGAAAAGGCCACAUAGAAUAAAAUAUUCAGAUGUAUUUUUCUAGGUUAAACAAAUUGUAAAAAGAAAUUAAUCCAAUUAUUCAAUUAUUUUCCUGGACAGUUUUUAUUGGUCUUUCAUCUAAUACAAACUUCAUUUUUGGCGUUUUCUUUGUCUUUAACGUUUGCAUAACCAACGUAGAUCUACUGAGUCCAUUACAAAAACUUGUUCAUUAAGAAUCACGUGGUCUAUGGUGCAGUCUAUGCCGAUACCCUCGAUAUUUGGAUAUAAGAUAAGACGUGUCCCAUAUACUUUAUAACGAAAUCAUGAACGAGUCAAGACAGAGCGUGACACGGGCCAAACGUUUUGUUUUAAUAGCGAAUAUAUAUAAUACCGAAGGUUUUACAUCGCCAUACAUUUAACAUGUGAUAAAGUCAAUACAUUACAAACUUGGAAUGUUAUUCUACACCAAAGUGACGGUCUUAGAUGUUUCUGUUUCUGUUGUUUGUUCAGUGAUUAACAUUUAACAAACAAUGGACACUACUUUGGGCCAUACAACAUUAUAUCAUAGUGACUGGUCGGUCCCAAAUUACCGUACUGUCAGGGACCGAACAGCCUACACAAUUCUGUUAAACCCAAGGAAUCGUACAUUAUUCGUUAUAUAUUAUAGAAUUUGUCUCACAUGCUCCAGUCCAGACGACGUCAUGAAUAAAAACAUAGGAAAGGGCUUGAAAGGGAGAUAACUGUCAUUCAAACCAUGCGUCGCAUCAAAC
Messenger RNA from Liolophura sinensis, 7140 nucleotides. Its product is annotated as chitin synthase chs-2-like. The record is from RefSeq and is a predicted model, not a curated record. Lineage: Eukaryota; Metazoa; Mollusca; Polyplacophora; Chitonida; Chitonidae. Gene Ontology annotation, biological process: chitin biosynthetic process. Gene Ontology annotation, molecular function: chitin synthase activity. Gene Ontology annotation, cellular component: cell septum; cell periphery.